GCCGGCGCUAAUCGAAAGCGCCGCGUAGAGGUACACCAGCUGGGCCGGCGGAGCAUGUGCGGUCCCCUGGCCCGCAAUGCAUGGCAGCGCGGCCUACGCGCACGACGUCCCACCGACGCCCGCCGCGCCAGCGCGCCCCGUCCGAUGCCCAGCCUCGACGCCCACGCGAUCCCGACCGCGCCCGCUGGAGAGUCCGGUCGGGCUGCAGCAGACCGCAGCUGAGAACCCCUGCACCAUGAAGCCACGGAGGGCCCUGCUUCAACCAACAACAUGGGUAAUGGCAUGAACAAGGUGCUGCCGGGGGUGUACAUUGGCAACUUCCGAGACUCCAAGGACCCCGAGCAGCUCCAGGCCAACAACAUCACGCACAUCAUAUCCAUCCACGACACGGCCCGGAAGCUGCACGAGGACAAAGAAUACCUCUGCAUCCAGGCGUCAGACACCCCCGGCCAGAACCUGUCGCAGUUCUUUUCCCAAUCCAAUGACUUCAUCCACCAUGCUCGAAUGGAAGGCGGCAACGUCCUCAUCCACUGCCUCGCAGGGGUGUCUCGCAGCGUGACGAUCGCCGUGGCCUACGUGAUGUCCGUGACCAGCCUCAACUGGCGUGAGGCACUCAAGGCCGUGCGUGGAGCCCGGAGUAUCGCGAACCCGAACUUCGGGUUCCAGAAACAACUGCACGAGUACGAGUGCAGGAAACUGUACGAGGAGCGCAAGAGGCUACGGCAGAAGUUCCCGCGCGAGAGCUUCUGUGAAGACGAGCAGGAGUGCCGCAAGCUACUCGCGGCCUACCACAACUCGGUGCGGCCCCUGGAGCCCAGUCCGAGCAUCUGCCGGCGUUCGGGCACCCAGGGCUUGACACCACCCUCGUCGCCCCGCAGGCGCCGCCACCGCAGCCCGUCUCCGUCGGCCGGCCCUUCAACGAGCUACGCCAGGCCGCCCUGAGAGCGGCCCGGACACCCGACGGGUGGUUGCAGCUCGCCGGGCCAGCCUGGCUCGCACGGGUGGCCCCGCUCCUUCACCUGCACGUUUGACCCGCGUCAUGCAUUGCUACUACCCGCUAGGAAGUCGGUCUCGCCCCAAUAUGGCGGCGCAGCGGGCUCAGUGUGUGUGUCGGAGGACCCAUUGAGCGAAACUGAUGCCUUCUCUGUUCAUGGCUGCGCUGAAUUCGCGAGCGGUCAAGCUGUUCGUCCGACCAAGAAAAAAAAACUAGAAAAGAAACGGAGGCAAUUUAGCGUGCAAGCUUUGGCUGCCAAAGUUACGCACAAAAGCGUUUUGAGAUAAAUUAUGUGCAAGAUGAAAAUGAACAAACGAGUAGCGUCGGACGAAAAGCGAAGGCCACUUCUUUUUCACUGUGGCCAUGUUUCAAUGUUAUCGAACUACCGGCGAAAUCGAAACCCCGGGAAACGCGACGUUUUUCACGCUUCCUUUUUCUUCCUUGGUGUGAGGAAGGAAUUCGCAUAUGCUUUGGCUAAAACAAACAGAAAGCGCGAUAACUGCGUUCUGUAGAACAUCAUAUUUUUGUAGUAUAUAACAUGAAACUUGAUAGCAGUGACGAGAGAAACGACUAUCUGUUUGUAAUAUUAGUUUUCUUGCUAAAAGCGCUCCAAGCAGGUCGCUUUCUUUAUUGUAUUGUGUGUGCGUGAUAUGUUUGUCUCCCUCUUCAUUAUAUUGUAUUCUGUAAGCGACGUGGUUAGUCUGCAAGGGUUAAUGCAGCUGUCGUAGGUCACUGAAUGUCGAUCAAAAUAGCGUGUUUGACACGGUGUGGAUCUACGCGAAUUGAGAAUGUAGGAACCGGAAAAUCAGUGCUCAAAACAACGACGAAUGACGUGGACAGGUUGGCGUCUUGCGCAUCCGACAAGGCGCAAGAACGUUGUUUCAGAGUUUUAUUUAGUGCUGUUUCUAGUUCCCCUAGUUGUUCAUGGUUGUCAUGAAAACAUAGCAUACGUACUAGCAAUGUAGCUUGUUUCAACGAUGACCAUCGUUUUGAAAUAGAUAGCAAAGAUUGUUCUCAUGACAGGCAUAAGGAUAUCAAAAAGGUGCUUAGCAUACCUCACCUGCUUGAAAGAGACGCUUGUUGCUAGGAGAGCAAAAAUAUGUGUUGUGACAUUUUCCACUGACGUAGCUCACGCCGCUCAUGGGAGUUCGGUUGAUGUCAAAUCUUGUGGUGCCUUUCUUGUUCGAGACUGCCUCAGUGUUGUUGGUUCGUUUAUUGGCAGUUACCGCUGAGUUGUAUGAUGUUAAGACAUGUUCAAGCGGUCGUACGUGAAGGGUGUCGCAAUGUAGGUUGACACCCAUGUCGGUGCACGGUCAAAGACACUUUGGGCUGCGCACGUACAACAACCGUCCAUACCUUAUCGCGCGUAUCCUUCCUUGAAGGUAGAAGAGGCAAGUGAUAGGGAUAGCCUUUGUGCUCAGCCGUGAGAAGGUGCAAGAGGUUGGUGAAAAUGUAGUCGCAUCAAAUACGAGUGCACAUACUCAAGAAGAGAAGUGCCAGAAAUUCGACUGGACGAGAUUAAUGACAUGCCACGUAGAUCACCAUGACAUAACAUAUAACGUUAUAAGGCCGCAGCCACAAAAAAAGAAAGGAAACAAAACUUAUAUAUUUAAUAAUACAAGAAAUGACUACGUACUCAUAAAGAUUGAUAAAAUAACUCGUGGGAAACGCCACUAAGUGUACGACAGCUCGUCAGCAUUCGCUCUAACUCUACUCGUUGCACAUUUUACGAUGAUUAAAACACAAUAUCUACAGGCCCCCGCGAAGCUAAUGUGCUCAUUUUCCUGGAAUCUGGGAAAAUCGCGUGCUCUUUUGGUGAUUUGCACAUCAUUAGGAUGAAAUCAUUGUGUCAUGCAGUUAUCUAAGCAUUUGCGCGAGGUCUAGACCUGAAUCCAAUUCUUAUCGCUAGGACUGCGGUACCUGACAACCUCUUGCACCUACUCUCGCGUCUGAGAUUUGUGUGUGCAGGUCCAACGAGUAUAUUUGUUUGUAUAGUGAUGAAGAAGAUACCACAAGCGUCGCUGCGGCCGCAUGGCUCCUGAAGCGAGGAAGACAAAGACCAAAGGAUCGAUGCUGCUGCGUUCCUCGCGCUGGCGUAACCUUCCUUUUUUUUCUUUAUUCACAAAAUGACAUACAUAAAAACACGUUGGACUACUUGGACCAACGUGACAAGCUAAAAUUUCUUGAAAUUCACUAAUUCAUCAAGAUUACCCAACCAGUCAGGCGGAUCUGCCUGUACACGAUAUAUCUCACGUAUGAAAAUAAUGCUUUCAACAAAAUUUUCUCGCGCUGGGCGCGCAUUCACAUCGGCGUGCGUUACCGCCAUCCGUGUCUUCCAAAGACUAUGGAGGCCCAAAAGCAUUAUCAUGUCAUACGGAAAGCCCUGAUGGCUGUCUACCGGCAGGAAACGUAUACCCUGUGCUGUUAUCGGCAGUUCCUUUUUAAGAGUUCUUUGCAAGACAUCCCAAUAAAAAAUUGCAUCCCAGCACUCAAUGAAAGCGUGCUCAAUGGUCUCCGGCUUGUUACAUAGCGCACAGUUGGUCGUCCAUGGUACAGAUAUUCCUUUGUCGGCUAUCCAUGUUUUGACCGGAAGGGUAGAUGUAUGCAAUUUAAAGAAGAACGACUUUACGCUUGCUCUCACUGGCAUCUUUUUAACUCUUUUUAAAACAUCUUGUCCUGGGCCUCCAUAGUAUUUCAUUCGGUACAAUGGCACUGGCAUCAUAACGUCAACUAAAUCCUUGUAAAGUUUCUUUCUUGUUACUGUGCUCAGGUACUGAAGGGAAAACCGAGCUUUUAAUAUUCGAAGGGAGUCGACUACCUCUCGCAAGUAGCCUUUAAGCCGGUAGUGUACAGGCUGUGCACUAGACACAAUAAAUUCAGGCAAAACGCUUUUCAAACGGAUCUGGAUCAUCGUACGCAAGAAUGAAUCACUUUGAUUUCGUAAGAAGACAAAACGAGAAACAAUCUGUCGUAAGAACAAAUGCGACAAUCCAAGACCACCAUGUCGAACAGGACGAAACAAGUUGGUACGGCUGACCCUUUCCCAAGUGGAACCCCCUUCCUUGAAGGUAGAAGAGGCAAGUGAUAGGGAUAGCCUUUGUGCUCAGCCGUGAGAAGGUGCAAGAGGCUGCUCUCUGCGCUGUACCCAACGUGACUGGGAUUCCAGAUGACCAUCAAUAAACCCCGUAGCGUUUGGUGGAGGUGCAAGGUACCCUAACGACUCGCCAGAACUCCGGAGGCGCGCUCUGCCCGCCGAUGCCGCCAAGGCCAUGCCAGGCGACGCCGGCGAGCAACCCACUUCGUCAACUGGGCCAGUCACCUGCGGUGCCGUUCGCCAACAAGACCUAGUUGUAUUCAGUGGCACCGCUCAUACUGACGUCGAAGACUGGCUUUCGUCGUACGAACGGGUGAGCAACCACAAGUGGGACGAUCCGACAAAACUCACCAAAGUUAUUUUUUAUCUUGCGGAUGUCGCUAACCACUGGUUCCGAAACCAUGGAGCAACUAUUGCGACAUGAAAUGACUUUAAGAUUGCCUUUGUGGAGUAUUUGGCUGUGCGUCCGGCUGUGCGAAAGCUUCGCGCCGAACGCCUCCGACAAAGAGCGCAACAGCCGGGCGAGAAUUUCAUUAGUUAUAUCGAAGACGUCAUCGAUCUCUGCAACCAAGUGAGUCAAACGAUGACCGAGAAAGAUAGGAAUAAACAAAUCCUCACGGGCUUUGAAGAUGACGCUUUUCAAAUGCUCCUGGCUAAGGAUCCUACCACCACUGUAGCCGUAGUCACCUGCUGCCAAAGCUUUGACGAAUUACGCCGGCAACGAGCGCUCGCCCGCUAAGCUGUUCUUCACGUGGCCUCCCUUUCCAGUGAAACUUCAUUUGGACCUAGUUGGUACAUAAUUCUGAACUUAAACUUAGGUGUCUUAGGUGUUUGCGCUGUAAGUUUAAGUCCCUUUCCAGUUUGGCAGCUGCUCCCGGACAGAAUGAUGACGGUCUCUGCUGCCUCAAAUCAAAGUCUUCAUUCGUGAAGCGAUGGCCCGUCAGCUCUCGCUGCUCCCUCUCACCCAGGAGCAUGCCCAACCUUUGUCCUCGGCCGCGCAGUAGUCCAUCCUUGAGCAUGUUGCAGAGCCUCUUCCGCCAGUCCACCAGCAACCUCUGGUUACGGCACCGCUGACGUACACGAAAGUCACGUUGCGUCCUAGACAGACGACGCUCCUCUAUUCAACGCCACAGCUGCCCUACUCGACGCGGCUCUACUCCCUGCGCCUCAAAUGCCCCCUCAGUACAUCCGGCCGCGAGGUCCCUGGCGCACGCGUGACAACCAGCCGAUAUGCUCUGCCUAUACGGUCUCGCGGGACAUGUGGCACGCUUUUGUCGCUGCCCGCUGCCGCUUUCGGACGUCAUCCCUGAACCGCACGUGACUGCAGCCCACCAGAAUGCUGAUUCGAAUCCAUCGCCGAACUUCCGAACCGGUCGUCAGAACUUCAGCAGCCGUCGGUCACUAUCACCGCGUCGCCGUUCGAUAUUGUCGAUGCGUUGUCGCCCACCUUCUAACAAGGGAAACUAAGUGCCGCAGCUCCGGACGCAAGAGCUGCACGCUUGUAGAAAUGCCCAGUACUCUGCAAUCACCGCAAAACAUUAUAGAAAUAAAAGUUUAAGGUGCUGCUACAAUCGCACUUGUCGACACGGGCGCCACGGGGUUUGUUGGCGGUUAGCGGGAACCCAGUCACGUCGGGUCCAGCGCCAGAGAGCAGCCGAGCAGUUCCAACCAAGCGCCAGCACGAGGAAAGCAGCGACACCAAUCCUUUAGUCUUGGUCUUCCUCACUUCAGGAACCAUGCGGCCGCAGCGACGCUUAUCUUCUUCAUUACAGUAUGUGUUUUCGUCAAACAAAAAAAAAGAGACGAGCGUAGAUGAGCCAAAUGAUCGAGAGAAAUGCGAAGAGUGAGGGCCGUUCUUUACCUGAAAAAGGAAAACGUUCACCUCAGCAAAAUGCUGUCCUGUCUUGUCGCUGCGACGGUGUGUCUCAAAGAGGAUUUGUUCCGUUGCACUCGUUCCGGGCUGCUAUCGCAAACUGCCGCUCGGUUGGGACUAAAUACCUACGACAAAGUGGCAGUUAGUCGAACACGCGAAGGACUUUUCUUUUUUUAUUAUUAUUAUGUUCGCAGCCGCUAUAGGUCGGCCGAGUCACGGGCGAUAAGCAAAGCACAUCCAUCGAACACUUCUCUGUGGUUUCAUGCAUUCCCUAUAUGCUCUGAACAUACGUGAGUCCGCUCCAAAGCUAGUAUGUACCGCUCGUAAUUUUUCAACGCACCCGUUGUAAUAUCAAGAUGACACGCACAAUUUAGAGCGUAGAGUUUUCCUCUAGAUAUCGCUUGAGAAUGUAUGCCACAUAUGACGCGUGUUCCAUAGUUUAAAUACUUAAAAGGAAGAGGUCUGGACACCGACCAAAAAUGGUUUAAAAUAGUUCCAUAGUUGUGUCAACUAUCCUUCAAAGAAAUAAGGUCCCUCGAUUAGCGUUUGCUAAGAUACCUAUGAUCGGAGAACAAGUUCUUUACGUGGGCUUUUUCGUAAGCCACGCGAAAGAUAUGUAAGCCCAUCCUCGCUAUUCUUUCACACGACCGAGAUUUCCGUAACGUUUGGACCUCCCGAACACUCGACGGGCGGCUUGACGAAGUUAACGCCGAAGACAUAGUACAGCAAUGGCCAAACAGACAAACUCAAGGUGUCACAAGAAAAGAAAAAAUUUAUUCAAGUGCCUCGCAAAACACGGGCCUCGAAGUUAUCACAGUCAGUACAAGUUGGCCUGACACCAGAUUCAAUUCGUGCAGCAAUUUCGAUCGAGAAAAUUUAGAGCCAAGGGAGCUUUUUGACUGUUUCUCCUGUUUGCUAAGAAACUGUGACCCAGGCUGCCAACACGCAAACUUGUUACAAUACUCUCGCGGAAAGAAGAAGAAAGAAAAAGAAAACGACACAAUAUUGUGCGUUUGAAAUUGAGGGGCAGAAAAUUGCUUCCUGAACACACAGACGAUUGCAAGCCAUAGUUUUGCCGCCUAGCGCGUUUUUCAUGCAACAAAUCAGCAACGCUACAAAACUCUGAGCCUACACGUGAGACACUCUCGCAACGUUCAGCACGGACAGGCUUUAGCUGGGUGUAUAACAGUUACGUUGCAUAGGUGAAAGACGGCCGAUUGCUCCAAAUGCACCAACUCGAACCGUUUUCUUUUUUUGUUGUAGUUGAAUCAGCUUAUUUCUUUUUCUCGAUCAGCCCUCAGCAUCUCACUACGUGCUCAUUGCAGGCAGGCGUCAAAUUCAAACUCGAGAAUUGUCCUAGAAAAAGCUGUCCGGCAUCAGAGUGUAGCAUUACAUGUUUGUCGCAGUAAAAAGAAUUUUAAAAAAUACGAUCAUAAUACAUAGACGCUAAAGCUGGCCAAGCAAGCACUCUAACGCAAGCAAGUUAACUCGUUCAGAGAUGUAGGAUUUGCUGUGCCUUUUUUAAAUAUAACAAAGUCAUUCCUGCACUGUAAAUAACACGUUUUUAUAGCAGCAGUUUCCCUAAACUUUUUGACUACAGCACCACCAGUCCAUAUAUAAAUAUAUAAAGAUAUAUAUUAUGUAUAGAUUAACUUCUAUAGGAACAGAGACCAUUUGCUCAUUUUAUCACUUCUGCUUCAGCAGACCUAUACUCUCUAGCAAUAUUAUCCUAAGGGUUAGUGACCAGUCCUACGUGCACUCUCUAGGCACGUACGUCCUGUAGCUUUCUGGCGGCGUCAUUAAUCGCCGCUUUCGCCAGUUUGCUCCUGAUCACCAUUUCAUUCCCUCCGUGCUACGCACAGCCUCUAGGCGCUGAUGUCUGUGGCCAGCCCUCCGCACUGCGGUCUCUAGAAUAGAGAGUUCGCGCGUGCGAGUAGAUCAUAGCCGCUUGUCUGUAUGUAGUCUAGCUACUUUACUUCCCGAGAAAGAACUCGGACGUCCCCAGAAGUCCCCUAGUUCGCCAUUCUGGAUCCCGCCGGCGCUUCACGCAGAACGCGAGCAACACAGCAGGAUGCGGCGAGCUCGACGCAGCCCGAUGUACUACAAGGCGUGCGCAAGCGUGUUGCCAAGCUGCAGAUCGACCCAAGCGACACGCGCGAGCGCAGCCUCGUGUUCAAAAUUCUGAGAGCAAAAGAAGUCGCGAACCUGGUGCACAGUUCACAAAGCUUUUCGUUCGUAAGAACUGUUUGUCAGAGGACGGUCGCCUUCGCUGAUCCCUACCACAAUAUCCUGGCGCAUCUGCUUACCGACUACACUAUAGCGUAUGCGAAUUGUUUCUUGAAAACGGGCCCUGAUGCGAGGCUGACCAAGACCACGCGCGUCUGAGCCGCAACAGGAAGAAGUCGGCUGGCUUGAACACGCGCAAUUCAGCCUUCAGACUCACGCGACGGUCGUCAUAAUUUCCUCUCAACCCAUUUGAAGCGGCCGUUUCAAUUUUAAGGUAGAUCCUUCAACGGCAGCAGAACGCACUUGAAAGUUGUCACGCGCCAGACCGUAACCAGAUUCCUUCAAUACUUCUGCUCUAACUAUACUGACAUAACUAAUAAAGCAAACUGCAGCUGUACUGAAUCUGGCGGCACUGCGACUUAAUGAUCUCCGAUGACUGCGCAGAUUUGUUUGUUUUUUUUUCGAGCUUCGCGUUGCGAAAAAAAAAGGCAGCAAUUAAACCGCGAGAGCGUCCGCGCGUGUCUAAAGGGUCGAAAAACCAAGGGAAGAUGCCGUCGACGGGCUAUCGCAAACUGAAGCGAGGGUCUUGCAGCACUCCUUUAGACAUAGUCUUCUCACUGCUGUCACUUUUAAGCUCGGGUACUAAAUGUGAUAUACAUUUCCAGUGCGCUAGCCCCCGAUUCAAGGCGCUAAUUGUAAUUAAAACACCGCGUUCGUGUUUAUUCAGCUUGUGCAGAGCACUGCGCUUGUGCUUGCGCGGGCUGUGAAUUGUACCUACUUUUUAACCCCGUGAGCUGACCUCUUGACUCGUGUGGCGUCAUCGUGAGCAGGCACGCGGAAACAUGCAUCACCCUUUCGUUUCUAAUGCUCUCAACAAUGAGAGUAUCUGGCGCUUCCCUUUCUCAUUAGUUUAGGCUACCAGUGUACAAGGUUGUGCGGCACAGUGAUCAAUUUCGACGCGACGAAGUCUAAAGGUAGCUGUAGUCACUGUUCGCCGCCUAUUUGACAAGGCGCGUCCAUGAUCACCUGAACGACUAGCCAGGUGGAAUUUUGUACAAAGUGUUUUCUUUGCCGUACUGCAUCAGGUGGUUAAUAACGCACAGCGAAAUUUGCGUUUUUGGCUUACGUACUCUAUUCGCUUAUAGCCACAGCAGUAAUGUUUAAAAAAAAAAGAUAACCAUGGAGCAUGUACCGCACAUCUUGUCGUUUAAUAAGUGCGGCAGCUUAUCUGUCCAUAUUUUGACGCUGGCACGUUUAGCACGCGGAUAAAGUUUCAUAUUGAUUUAUUUGCCCUUAUAUUAUACUUUGGGGCAGUGACUUGUGAGACGCAUUUUUCUUUCCGGCGAAAAGGCUGAGCUGGACGCUUCGAAACAGCACAUUAUUAACACAAAUGUGGAGCAUUUCGAUUAACCACGAUGUUGAAAAACGUAAGUCGAGAAAGAAAUGUAAGUCUAUAACCUGAUUCGGCACCAAUAUCAAAACAUUUCCUGCUCCAUUGAGAUAUGUCUCAAAUACGACUACAAGAGGCAUUACGAUGCAAUUAGUUAUGCAGAAAACCCAGCAUACGUACGUGCUUACUACGACUUCUGUGGAAUAUGGGCGCACGUUGUUACGUUUUAUUAUCAGUAUUGACAUAUCUUACACCUCAACGCGAACGCCUGUCUCUCGAGCUUCGCGAUUUCUUGUUGCGAACAGAAGAAAUCCCAUGCAUCUGCUCCCAGCAACAGUUUCCAAUACCAAAAACAAAAAUCUCCUUCACACUAGCGAUACGCACCCACUUUCCUUGCAUGCAAGAAAACUUUCUUGUUGCGCUACCACUCGCUUUGUUUGACCAAACAUCGCCUGCUGCUUCGACGCAGAAGCAGCUUUUUUUUUUCUUAAUUAGUGCGUAGCGUCUUUUCCACACCCCGUAACAUUGGCUGAGCCAAAGGGGGAGUGCGUAGGAGACCUGUUGCAGCCGAGUGCAGGCCGAGCGCUUCCCUGUGCUUCAAGACAGAUCUUGGCGACCUUGCAGUAUAUUUAUGUGUCGAUCUACAAAGAUCAAAGCGCGUAGAAAACCUUCCUCGGUUUCGUUUCUUUCCUCACUUUUACUUUGAAAGAAAAAGAAGGAAGAAAGAAAAGCUCCUAUUUCUCAGUAACUAGCACGCUUCAUAUGUUUAAUAACAUAUACAGUGUAUACAAGCUCCUGCCUUGCGAUGACUCGACGCGAGACGGGACGGCCCUUUGCCGGCAGACAGACAAACAAACAUGAAAAUAAAAAGCGACAGUUUCAGUCAAUAUUUCGUGCUGCAGCAGGUACAGAGACGCACAUCGAAGCGAUAGCGCAAUAGCGUCGGUGUCCGACGGUAACCAAAGGCAACAAAGGAUCAAACGCAUAAGUUAGCGCAUGAGGAAAUGUGUUUUCUCCUAAGGAAGAGUGAGCGGAGAGUGCAGGAGGGAUUGCUAUUUGUUGGCGCAUGACUCUCUGUCCGAAUGCAGGCUGUCAGGCACUGAACUGUCCGGUCUACCCAAACUGUUUGCUGCAGAUGCGAGAAAAAAAGCAGACGAUACACUAACCAAAGAAGAGGCGUAGUCUGUGAUGUGGCAGCUGAAAGGGUCUACGUACUGCACAGUGUAUAGCUUUAGCCCCAGUGUUGGUCAUCUCCUUACCUUAUACUUCAACAAGAACGACAGGCUUCUUCAAACGUGACGCAAAAGGAUGUUGUUGCACAGUUAAGUGGACAGAUGGUAUGCUAAUCAGGAAGUUGAAGGACGAGUAAGAAAACAGCUGGUGGAACUGAACAUUUCUGUAAAAGGUUGUGAGUGUACCUGCUCUCAAAGAGACCCAGGUCAAGGAGUCCAUUCAGCGCUCAGCCCAGCCACAUAUGAGCAUAUCGUCAAAAUACAUCGUCCGCCAAGACGCUGGGGAAGCAUCAAAGAAUCGCUCGCGUGUAUAACUCGCGCUAAGCAGCUGCUGCUCAGAGUGCACUAAAUGCGCGUGUAUGUAUUUACUAGUUUGGCACCGAGUGUGUCUUGAAAAGUGUGACUGCGUUUGUGUAGCUUGCGUCGCUUGACCAAACAGAAAACAGCUCGCAAAACCACUGCGCGUUCACUACACUACGGUAGGAUAGGUGCAAUAUAUUUUUUCUAUGGUGCUCGAUAUCUCACGGCCGCCCACACACGCAGCGGUCUCUACAUUGUUCUUGUUUUUUUUUUCUUAUUUCCGCUGCCUCGCGGCUGCCGCUGUCCCCCGGUAGCAAGGCCAGUGACAGCACAGAGAAAAGUUCCAACAGCGGCCCACACAUCCCACCGAAGCCGCUUUUCCCGACACCCGCGUAGGCUGCUUCAGCAAUGACACGUGUGCGCGCAGCAGCUUCGCUUCCUUGUUUUGCGUUUGCCCCCCGGCUGCGCAAAGCGCACACAAUCACUGUAGCGCGUCAAAUUUCGUCCACUCAUAGGCCGAGCCCCACUUGCACAUAGCGACCGCUCCCAAUCAUGGCCACAUGGGCGCUGCCUGUGCAGCAUAGACAUGCUAAUGUCGAGGCAUCGGUCGACGCUUUCCCGAAUCAUUGCAAAGUGACAGAAUAGGAGCGUGCCUGUCACAGCCGGUUCGAAACGACCUGCCAUGCUUUGGUCACACGGCCAAGAACGGCGAGAGGGACCGAGAUUUUCGACACAUCCGCUCGGGCCAGAACCAGUGCCUCGAGCACAAACAAGCGACUAAAACAGGCUCGUAUUAUGCGCAGCUCAUUUGUCAUGUAAAGGAAAUGCAUGCGAGUGAGAGGCAGUGUCGAGGAAAACAGACAGUUUUCGGCAGCCUUCUCUGCGAGUUAAUUCGUAAGCAAGCACGUUUUUAGAGGUGUCGCGCGAGUACCGCACGUCGCUGUUGGCAACGGAAGAGAGAUUUCUCGAAAGCUAGGACAGCCUCCUCUUCAAUGUUCUCGAUGACAACUGUAUGGCCCUGUUCGUGGCUGACUGCAGAGAGCUAGAGGGGAAGGCAGGGAGGCUAACCGGAAAUGUAUACGGUUCGCCACCCUACCCGCAGAAGGGAAAAAAUGGGAUACGAGAAGAAGGGAAAGAGAAGAUAGCAAUAGGGGGACGUUCCACCUAGUUUUGUAACACCGUAGAGCCGAGCCAUAUACGGCAAGCAAAAUGAAAGCGUUCCGCCGUCACGGGUAGGUAUAGCCAUGAGAGGGAAGUAAACAUUGACAUCUGUCUAUAAAUGCUAGGCAUUUCGAGUCGGUUGCGUGCCGGUGUUUCCGCAUCGUGAAAAACGAAGCGUGAGAGCUUUCCACUUGCUGCCCUCGUCCUAGAGGGCAGUUCAAGUAAGCACGAUCAAACGGCGCCUGGGCGCGUGCAUGCUUACACCGGUGCUUAUGCGGCGGGUAUCGCAGCCUAUAUAAUAGCGUGCUCGUGGUUUCCUUUAGCCAGUGUGGUGCACCUUACUUGAUGUCUACACAAUCUUAUGUCGGUGCUUGGAACGUUACUGACCGCAUUAUAGUUUUGUAGUAGAGUGCGACGCGAACAGGCAGUUGCUUUUUACUGUCUACGCUAUAUUUACUAUCAAAACGUGACAGCCCUUGGAAGCGUCCCUCUAGCGUGCACAACUGGUUAAGUGGUUGUUGUCCAUGACUACUAAGGGUUGUGCAGGCACCGUUGCGAACGUUGUCUGAGUGUGUGUGUGUGUUUUCAGUGCUGUAAGAUCUGUGUUUCCCGGACAACAGUUACGCAUCCUUCACAAAUGUCCAACCCGAAUUUCGCAAACGAGUGUGUUUCAUGCAGAUUCAAAUAAAUGAACAUGGCCAUGCAUAACCCGCACCAGGAUUCACUAAAGGGAGUGCACUGUGGUUCGCGCUCCUCAAGUUUACCCAUGGUAGUCGCUUAAGCUCGGAUCACCAAAUGAAACGUCAAAAUGUGAGUUAUUUAUCGGUCACCUUCACAAAUGAAAACAGAUGAACUAUUUAAACACCUAUUGCGGUCACACCAUUUCCUUUCACCCGUUCUUUUUGAUACGCGAAACUUCGCGUCAUGCGUAACGACGUAGGUUUGAAAGUUUCAUAGCCUGGGGACCGUCCUUUAACGUUGAAUUUCAAGAGCAAGUAGCUUCAGGACACACUGUGAAUUAUUGAUAUUGAAAUGAACAGAGUGCACUGCCAUAAAGUUCCGAUGACCGAGCCCGGUACAAUAUGAUGACUUUUUUCCUUCGAUUCAAUUCCAUUCUUAUCAUUCGCCACGCUCAAUGGUUGAUCCCGACUGUGACGACGCUGCGGUGUUUUUUGGGCCAUUGAUGAAGGCUCGGAGGAAUGGAAAUAAAAUGCCGAAUUAUUUCAUUAUCCGACUCAACAGCCCCUAUACGCUCUUGCUCUUUAAAAAAAAUUGAAAUUAAGAGCCUUACCUGGAACUCUUCAAGAGACAUCGCGGUGCACUAGCUAGAGUACGCGGUUUCUGUAAAAAAAGGUUGCUUGGGUUGUGGCAACGAUUGGCAACUAAACAUGAGGUGCUGAACAUGUUAUCGACAUAAUGUUUAGAAGAUACUUAACCUUUCGGUGUACCGUCCUUGGUUUCAAGUAAUACCUGCAAAGCACAUCUGUCCAACAACAGUCGACUUACGCCAUGUACAAAAGACCAGCGACCAUCUGAACUGCAGCUAAGUCUUCGGUUUAGUCAACUUCCUUCCAUUUACUUCUGUUUGCAACAAAGAAUAAAAAAUAAACCGAAUCCCGCGAAUGGUUGGCAAGCCCUCCCCCCCCCCCCCCCAGUCUUAUCCCUUCACCUGCAUAAAAAAAACAAUACUCAUGCAGUUAAGAUUUAAACAGAUUACGCUAGUGUUUUGUACUGCGGUGCACUACUGUGGACAUACAAAAAGCGACCGAGACAGAGAAACGCAAAGAAUAAAUAAGGUUGUGGCUAAAGAUAGCGGUGAAAGAACGGUUGAUACUUCUCUUCAGAUGCGAACAAACCGCUACAUUAACUCAACCGCAGACAAGCCGCGAUGGCUCAGCACCUGUAGGGUUCCAAUGCAUGCCGAACAUGAAGCCGUGGGUUCAAUUUCAGCUUGUGGCGCCCAGGUAACAGUGAGGGCUCAGCAUAGAAACGUACGUGUGUUAAAUUUUGAAGCUCUGUAAACGAAAACAAACAAAUAAACAAGCUGAUGGUUGACAUUGAAGCGGAGCCACAUCAGUAUACCACUCGCUCAGAGCCCGAAAUCGCCCUCGACCGCAUAUCUGCUCGCGCGUACAGUAUUUGCCCAUGGCAGUACACGUGCGAACCCGGUAUUUCAUUUCGCUCACUUCAGAAAAAAAAUACGAUCAAGAAAAAGGAAAAAGGGGGAGCGCCGCUUUACCGAGCCCACCGAGGAAACAAGGAAACAACGAAAGGAGGAAAAUGAGGCGACAUGAUUCUCUCCGGAAGUUUACGCAUGUCGUCUUUCUAUAUGUUGGCAUUCACUAUUUUUCUGUUUUUCGACAAGUGAACUGUGUAUAAACGAUCUACCGGCACCCAACGACUUAAUUUAAUUUCCUAUGCCGCGUGAAAGAUAUUUCUUUAUUCUUGUUUCGCCACACAUAGCCAGACGGUUAAAGAACAAAACAAAACAAAAACUUUGUCAUUUGGUAUUUCGGACCUAUAAUAAGGGACCAGAUGUAUUGCGUCGCCUUUUCAAUUUCGCUGAAUGUGUUACUGAUGCAAGAUGUCCACUUUUCAUUACAGUUGAAACUCGAUUUAACGAACUGAAAUUCGAAUUUCGAAUUUCGAAUAACGAAUUUCCUGUAAUAGCCCGAUGAGGGCUGACAGUAUCAAUAAAUGAAUGAAUGAAUGAACUGAGACCACGCUCAAAUUAUUUCGUUCAAUCAGGAAGUUCGCGAAAUCGAGUAAGGCAUUUUUCGGUCGUUCGAAAUCUAAAAUUGUAACGUAGCGACACCCCAAAGGUACCGCGGCAUUGUAUUUGCCGCUAACCCACGCCUGCGCGUCUAAAAAGUCCGCGAGGGCGGCCCAGCUACCGCCGGCCCUAUAGCGCCAUCUGGCAUGUAGGAACGCUAGCGACUGCCGAGUCCGCUGUCCCGUACAUGGGCGCGGCGCGCAACCUCGUCAAAAUAAAGCUAGGGCCGUGACUAGGGUGCCUAGAUGUUUUAACGCGAUAGCGGUAAAGCUCACGCUUGAAGAAAAACGCGCCUGCGUCAGAAUUAGAAAGAAAUCACGGCUUUUAUACUCAUUUAUUUGAACAUUGAACCUUAUGGGUACUUGCCGGGGAAUGGAAAUUUCUUCGUUAGAUCAGGAACUUCGUAAAAUCGAGUUUCGUUAGAUCGAGUUCUAACUGUACUUUCUUUAUUCUUAUUAUUUAACGAUACUUAUUCCCACGUGAGUUGAAUAAACCCUUGCAACCUUGUCUGUUGGCUAUAAAUCACCGAAAGCCCAGGUAAAACGACUUAGCGGGGCAAGCUGGGACUGGGACCAGCAAGUCAAACUCGCCUAUGGGAAUAUUCCCAGCUGGGACGAACUGGAAGCAGCUCGGACCGGUUGACGCCACCAGGAAGCAGCUCGUAAAUUCAACACGAACCAGUUCCCGCUGGCUUGCAUUCUCCCCUUGGAAAUUCACAUGAGCACAGGGGGACUGGCUUGGUGAAGGAGCUGACAAUGACAGACACGAAUGAAUUUUUAAGUUUAUGAACAACUUCUGCCAAAGGUUUCGAAGCCACUGCGCGAAGAAUCGAGAAGCGCAAGGCCCUCUUGGAAAAUACCCGGACCAUGCAAUGCCUUUUGUAGUGCAAGAAUCUGCCCCUCUCUAUACUGGUAAUUUGAAAGCGUUGAAAGCUUCACACAGUCGCUGGUAAAGAGCCCAGCGACAGCUCCGGUGACGCGCCGAAUGGCUUCGAAACUUCUGUCAAACACUUCACAGCACGACCUACAUUUUCAUUCUGCGUUGUCUUGUGAAAGGCAAUUCAUUGGUCGUGCUAUCCCUUGAAGCCAUUAAUUCAAAUAACUGCUGCAAGCUGUUUCCCUUCAACGCAAUGAGCAACAGAACCGGCGCGGUUUGUUGCUUGAUGCCACAGCUCAUCAUUAACGCUGAAACGCUAUGAGAAGUACAUGUCAUUGAAAUCAUGCGUUUGGUUGUGAUGGUUUCAUUAUGCAAACACAUUUCGUUAGUGUAAUCAUCUUGCUGACACUGUCAUAUGCACUUCUUUUUUUAUUUUUUCGCUCUCCUUUUUGUAAAAGUCUUAACACAAGACUUCACCGACUAGUUGCAGGACACCAGUAGCCUAGCCAGGGGGUGGAACACCGGGCACAUGACGCCCCCCCCCCCCUGAAAUUUCACUCUUAAUAUGCGGCCUUCCCCGCUCCGCUCCCCUCCCUCUUCCUCCCCGUCCCCGGUCAUGUGGGUGCCCCUGCCCUCUCUCCGCCCCCCCCCCCUCCCUCUAAAAAACAUAAAAGAAUAAUCCUGGCUACGCCACUGGAGGCAGAGCACUGUAGCAGUAGUUUAGUCCGCACAUCGAGAGAUACGUUCCGCCUCGCCAUAUACAGUAUAUUCGGUUUGGCGGGUGAAGGCUCCAUCGAAACGUCAAAUCCGCUAAGCGAAGGCGAGUCAGCCUAUGGGUUUCGCCGUGGCUGUGCUGCUAGUUGAAGAGUCCCUGAAGCACCUCUCGCCGACGCUGCGGUUCCUUUGUGUCCGAACCUCCUUCUCCCCUCGCCAUCGCGAGUAGCGCUCCGGACGGCACACGGCCAGGUUCCAGAUAGCGCUAUGGUCGGCUUGAUCAUCCAAAUGACCGGCGAUGUGUUUGCGAACGUGCUCUGGCAGUUAACGUUAGUGUUCAAAGCCACACAAUGGUGGCUUUCCUCUUCAGUGGCGCCACAGACGGCAUUCUUGCGCAACUGCAACGAUUAAAUUUUGCUAUAGGGACCCCUUACGAGAGUCCAGCCGCUUUGCACGUGCAAGAUCGAGGACAUUUCCUGCGCUCAGUGGCUGUCGGCGCCCGCCUAGAACGUGGCAGACGCAUCUUUACGUUGCGUUCACGAGCCUGUACAUGCACAGGGUACGCAAAAGCACUUUAGGCCACGGCUGAUUUCGCACAGCGCAAUCUGUCGGAAACGAUCCAGUGUACUUUGGACCACGGUCACACCCAGCCCGCUCAUUCUCACGAGCAUGUGCGGGUGCACUGCUGCGCGCUCGAACAAGCAGAGAGUCGUCUAAGCAUUAGCAACAUCUGUAUUUAAAAGAAACAAUAGUGGGAAGUCGGGAUUUAUUUUGGAGCGUGUGCCGAACAAGCGCCACUGCAGCAUCACAGCUGUGGGACGUUGUGGACCAGCGUGCAUACGUUGUGGCGCAUUUUUGCCCUAAAAAUGAAAGAACAAAGGAUGUGCGCGCGGCUCACUGCUCGCAAGAGCAUGUUCGUUCACGCAGUUCGUGCAGCCCAUUAAACAUUUUUGGCAAUCUGGACAAAGAAACAAUGCGAAAGAGCGAUUCAUUUUACAUUUCUUUCUCUAAAGAAAUGUUCAAACACUAACAGGGCGCAUGAAAACAAGAGAGAACAUCUGCAAGAGCUGCAUGUUGUUAACCUAUUUGUGUCGUCUAUAAGGUGUUGCUCACCCGGCUGUCAUUUCACGUGUUGUUGGUAUUUUUUUUUUCUGAGCUGCACAGUCUCAGUGUUUCUUGCGUCCAUUUGUACUGCAAAAGAAAUGUUUUCAAUGCCCGUUCGCAAUAAAAGCUUCCAAGGUUUCA
Messenger RNA from Dermacentor albipictus, 17878 nucleotides. RefSeq names its product dual specificity protein phosphatase 22-like. Gene Ontology annotation, molecular function: protein tyrosine phosphatase activity; protein tyrosine/serine/threonine phosphatase activity. NCBI's taxonomy places the organism in Eukaryota, Metazoa, Arthropoda, Arachnida, Ixodida, Ixodidae. Gene Ontology annotation, biological process: protein dephosphorylation; signal transduction. The record is from RefSeq and is a predicted model, not a curated record. Gene Ontology annotation, cellular component: cytosol.